Molecule: messenger RNA, 3576 nt
Organism: Kalmanozyma brasiliensis GHG001
Lineage: Eukaryota; Fungi; Basidiomycota; Ustilaginomycetes; Ustilaginales
Product: Symplekin C-terminal
Exons: 1
Coding region: 1-3576 (1191 amino acids)
Cellular component (GO): mRNA cleavage and polyadenylation specificity factor complex
Source: RefSeq, a predicted model, not a curated record
AUGGCAGCACCAGCCAACACUGACGCGCUCGGUCUGCUGAGCGCCGCUCUCAACUCGUCCAACAAGCAAGACGAGGCCCGUCAUCUCGACGAACUCUACCACCUUCUCAAAGUCCAGCCAGGCAACAUACCCAUCUUGUUGCCAUCCCUUAUAUCUCUCCUACCAAAAGCAAGCACAUCAUUGCGAACAUGGAUCGCACAGGUCAUGGAUCUCGCCUUCUGUCGGCCCGCCCUGUCCCAAGACACAAAAGCCACUCUCGCCGUACAUGCACCAGAGGCAAUACUCUUGCUCAUCAAGGAUCGAGACCCGCGUCUCGCAAAGAUCGCGGCGCAGUGCUUCGCAAGCAUGUAUCCCGUGCUCUUUCGCCUCGUAUGCAACGAUCGUACAAAGUCCAACCUCUGGCAAACGGUCCAGGCCAUCAAGGCCCAGGUCAUUCACCUCUUCGACAAUGGUAGUCAAGGUGCCAAGCUCGCCGUCAUUAAGUGCUACCAGCGCAUCGUACAGGUCCAGUCGCGAGGCUCCUCCGACCCUCGUGCUCAGCUCAAGAAUGAUGUCAGUCUCAGCGCCGUCCCUUCAUCGCAUCCUUUCCUCAAUGUCACCAACCUCGACGAAGAAGGCAACCGACUCUUCGCUCAGGUCGUCACCUUGAUCUUCACCAGCGACGUCACCGAUCUCAUCAUGGCUUCCAUCAACUCUCUCACCGUACUCGCCAAAGCUCGGCCGCAGCUCGGGUCGGUCAUUCUCCGUGCCAUGGCCACUUGGACUCCCGCCAGCCUCGGCAACCUCUCGCACACUCAGACGCGCAACGUGGAAAAGACGGUCCGCAUCUUCUACCUUCACUUCCUCAAGAACAACAUUGCAGGCGCAGAGACAAGUUCAAUACAGAAGGCGCUCGAGGCUCAGCAGCGUCGCAUGGAAGAAGCUGCCAAGGCCUAUCAGCUGAAACAGGAGGCCGAUGCCAAGCGCAAACGCGAGCAGAUCGACGAGGAGCUCCAAGAAAGCAAGAAGAUCAAGCUCGAGCACUCAUCGCAAGCUCCUGCAGUGGCGGCGGCACAGGAGGGAGAUCGUGCAUCAGGAGAAGCUUUCCGAAAUGCUUCCGUCAGAACCACCGGAGGUGUCGAGCGCAAUCCUUUGGCCGCAUUCGACGUCAAAACCUUGCCGAUCCCGCUUGUCAUCGAUCUCAUCCUUGCCAAUCUGCAGGCGCUUUCCGAUCACGACCUUCAUGCAGCCAUCGCCAACAUGCGUGCCAACCUUCCGCCAGACGCAUUCGCAUCGGGAGCACCCCAGCCAUCAGCAGCGGCAGCAUCGAUGCCGCCACCGCCCCCAGGUCCGGCACCUGGUCCACCGCCACCACGGCCUCCAACUAUGCCGAACGUCAAGGCCGAGGGAAAUGCAGGCGACGAGGACACGGUACAAGACCCGCUUCAGAUGGACAUGGCAGAGGAAGACCUCGAAGCGCUAGAAGCCAGCGGCCGAGAAAGGGACGCUCGCCGCGCUCAGGAAGAAGAGGAAGAGGAGGAGGAAGAGCUCUCGUUGGCCGUCAUCGAGAACUUUGCCCUCGCACCGCCCGAGUAUCUGUCCGUCGGCGAAUCCGACUCGGUCAUCAAGGACACGAUCGCGAGGAUAUGCGAGCUCGGCUCCUCGACGGCCGUCGACACCGUCCAGCCAGAAUCGGGCCCGCAGGCGCUUUGGUCUUCUCUGGUCAUCCGUCUCGCGACACGCGGAUUUGCCGAACCGCCUUUUGAUCCUGAGGCGUCGUCCGCUCAGCCCGAAACCAAGCUUGUUGGCGGCGUCGAGCCGACACGCACGCUUUCCACGCAGGCCGACAUCAUCCGCGCGUUGAUGCUUGAGUUCGUCAAGGCCGACUUUGCUCGCCGAACCCGAUUCGCAGUGACGUGGAUGGCGGAAGAGUGGUUUUGCGACCGAGUGCGCCGAAAGCAGGCCGCAGCAGCCGAGAUCACGAGCACGGAUCAGUACCCGCUCUGGCUCGAGAAGCUAGUGCAGGCCUGGGUUCCCAGCAUCGACGCCAAAGAUCGCUCACUUGCCAAGUUCCUAGCUGAUCUGCCCGAGAUCCCGCCCGCCGUGCUCGACCUGGUCGCAGCACUCAGCAAGGACAAGAGCAAGAUGGUCGCGGGCAUGUCGACGUUGCAGGACAUCUGCAUUUCGCGGCCAGCGCUUCGAGACCAGUCGGCGGACAAGCUGCUGCAGCUGACGAGGACGAGCGAACGAAGCACGCGCGCCAGAGCCAUCAUUGCCAUCAAGCAGUGUGCCGUCUCGAACAGCUCCCUCGAAGCUACCAUCCUAGCCUUUGCACGAAGCAACCUCGACAUUCUCAUCGAGACUCCGGAGCCGCAGGAAGCGCCUGCAGAGGACCAGACAGCCGCAGCAGCUGCAGAGGCGAAUGGCGACGCACCUGCUGCCAAUGGCGCGAACGGCUCCGCCAAGGCAGACCCUGACGCUACGGGCACACCCACACAAGAAGACGAAGAGGCAGAAGAAGACCGGCCAGAGUCAACGCACCCACACGACGGCGAAGACGUGCUCCGCUUUGUCGAGCUUCCCUUCUCGCUGUGCACUAAAAUCCCCGACAUGCUCGACGAGAUCUUCCAGACCUACCCGCGCACGCCUAAAUUCGUGCAGACUGCCAUCGAGACGCACAUUGUGAACCUCAUCCGUGCGCUCGGCCCGAACCACCCGCGCCUGCUGACGCUGCUGCGCAACUUUCCAGACGGUGCCGACUCGCUCGCGCUGUGCAUUCUCAAGACGCUCACCGAGAAGUCUCGCUCGCCUGCACUGGUCGACCUGGUUAAGGAGCUCGUCGACACGCGCGAUGUGGACCCACGCUUCCUCGUCCCCAUCAUGGCCGACCUGGACAAGUCCGAGAUCAUGAAGCGACUUCCGCGUGUAGUCACCAUUCUCGCCUCACGCGCACCCGAAGAUCGGGCGCUGAUCAAGUCGGUCUUCCAAUCCAUCGUCGUGCCACCACCCCAAGGUUUCGGAUCGGUCUCUUCGAAUCUGCCCCGUCUGCGCCAAACGGAGCUGCUGACGCCUGUCGAGCUGAUGGGCCUUCUUCACCACGCGGAGCGCGAGAUCGGACUCAAAUCCACCGUCGCCGCCAUCCAGAUCUGCUUCAGCAUGACGGACGUCUACCGCUCCGAGGUGCUCGCCGCUGUGCUCAACCAGAUUGCGGAGGACCCCGCCCUACCCAUGCUCUUCAUGCGCACAGUCAUCAUGGCGGUCUCGACAUACAAGUCGCUCAGUGGCUAUGUGGCACGCAACUUGUUGUCAAGAUUGAUUACGAAAAAGAUCUGGCAGAACGCGCCGCUGUGGGAUGGAUUUAUUCUGUGCGCCAAGCAGACGGCGCCGAGCAGCUUUGGUGCGCUGAUUCAGUUGCCCAAGGAGCAGCUGAGGGAGGUUGUAGGAAGGCAGCCGGAGUUGCGAACGGGGUUGGUGGAAUAUUUGACGGGUAAAGCGGGUGGGAACAGGGCUAGGUUGGCCACGUUUAUGGAUAUGCUCGGGCCUGAGCCUGGGACGGAGGGGCACGAAUCGGUCAACGGUGCUACCGCAAGUAGUUGA